UAUCAAUCACAUCCGACGCUGGUUAGGUUCUCUGACAGCGUGACGGGCCUUCGGGAUUUUUUUUUGCAUUAAUUCCCGGACAUAUUUGCCAGGGAAUGACGGUAAUGGCGAGGGUAUCUACCUCGUUAAGUGGCUCGUGGGACUAUUCGCUUGCCAUUUCGACUGCCAAUAACGGCGAGGUGAGACCAAUUGAAUUGUUAUCGGCGCAGAUUAUCGCGGAGAGUUCGAAGAGGAACUUUUGCCGAAUUUUUCUUGUCAUAGUCCUCAUCCGUUUUUUUUCCUUUUUUUUUUUCUUUCUUUAAUUCGACCUCGAACGCUCGAGGAUCCUGAUCCGCGAGGUCGAUUGCGCGGGCGAAAUUCGCAAAGAUUCUUCGACACGAGGCGAGAACCGUGUAGUCCUUUUUCAUUUACAUAAUGGCAUGCAUACUCCAGCGGUCGGGAGACAAAACAUCAUAACUCAUAGCGGUGGAGACGUUUCUACUAUUGGAGCGAAGGUUGACGACCGAAAUAACUCCUGAAAGAAAGAAAAUGAAAAUAUCGGCCAAAGUUUCGGACUUGCUCUAAAAGUGACUUUUCUUUCGUUCCUUUACUUUAUUAAACGCGAUGCGUAGAACAGUGUGAGUACGUUACAGUACGUCAAUUAAUAUUGGAAAAAAAAACCAGACAAAAUCGUCAGGGAAUUAAAAUCGGGAAAUUAAAAAAAAAAAAGAAUUUUAAUCGCGCUUGAAAGUACAGCUUAGAAUGAUAAUUUCGGACGCAUUACAUAGAUUAACGUUGAGGUUUCACGGAGUUAUCGCACGGUGCACAAAGAUUAUAUUUAUAUGUUCGCAUAAUCGUUACGAUAACCGGUAAGGCGUUACAUCGUUAUCGUACGUUGUACAGAGAUAAGCCAGAAUAAUUCUAAAUCGUAGCCACGACUUGUAAGGACAUUCUUCAGGCGUUUUAACAUUUCAAUGCCGAGUACGCGAAAUUCGCGCGAUAACGGACACGUAUAUAUUAUUGCGAACGAUUAAAUGUAUCAUCUCUUAUUUAUCUCUCGAAUGAGGAGAUCGCGGCAAGUGAUGCUGCCCAAUCGAGUAUUCGACUCGAUUUCAGGAUCUAAGGGUUAUCUUUUGGAAAACAAUGCGAUAGGCAUCGGGAGCUUAAAAUCUGAGUCCCCGCUUUUUUUGUUCUUUUCUUAUUUUUUUCUUUCUUAUAUCCGGUGCGAAUUUAAACGGGAAUGGUGGUUUCGAUUCCAGCUGGGAACUUACGGAGAUACCGAUCGACGGCAUGAAGGUUUUACGUAAUUGAACUAGUAAACAUAGAGAAUUAGCGGAGAAAACGGCAGCUUUAUGAGACACCACUCCGCGCGGCUUAGCCCAGUAGUUUCGCAGAGGCCAGCAACGAGAAGUCCGCUUGUCGGUAAGGGAACCCCAAUUAAAUUUUCAUUAACUCGUCCAUAAGCAGCCUUGGAUCUCUGCAGUACAGGAAAAGAAACAAAAGAAAAGUGAAUUUGCGCCGCUUUUUAACGCGAUAAGUGCGGACGGGUCACCGACUUGCUAGAUGGUACGCACAGGCUGAUAUGGAAAUUCGACCGAUCUGUUCCAGACAAGUUUAGUGCGUUAAUAAGUAUUACGUCGAAACCUAAGUGCGACUUUUAACUAUUCAAUACAUGGAGUCACACGAUUGCCUCGACCCAGUGGUAAUAAAAAUAUAGAUCUCGGUCUCUAGCGUGGAUCAUUCUAACGGAUGCGUUUCACACGGUACAUCCGUAUGUAGAUAUUCAAGGUAUGCGUCGUACCUGAAUAUAAUUAAUGUAUUGAGAGAAAAAGUUGUUUAUCCUGAAAGUAUAGGUCGUGGAUCAACCUACAUAACUACGUUGCAACGACUCGUAGAAACGACAUAACCGGGGUCGUUGCAAGGUAAUAAACGCGUUUGUUAAAGAGAGUGAAAUCGAGGCCUGGAUAAAGGCGCACCGUGGACAGGUGGGAAACGAGGCGAACAAAUUAAACACGGUCCUUUAAUACCCGGGCGGAAGAUUGGACACACGGGACACAAUCCAACGGGAAACAAAGCCGAGGAUACGUGCCCGAAAUUCCAAGUUAGUUUCGGGCCCGCUAAAUUUAGAGGGAAAAUUCACCGCUCUACAUUAUGCGAACAUGAAACCGAGAUAUAUUCCACCGUGGUGUCGGGGGUUCUGCAAAAUCGGCGGUGGGUCUCGAUGAUCGCGUUAACAAUGGAUGUUUAUUGUCACGCGUCGACCCGUUUGACGGUCGGAAGCGUUAGUGCCACCUUUUUUGUCUCCUUAGCGGGACUAAUUGGCCUCCGGGAUUUUUUUUUUUUCUCUCUUUUUCUCCGCACUUCCCGUGCAUGAAUCAUUACCUCCCAACUGCCGUUCUGCAACUUAGUGCACGUGGAAUAGAAGGCAGGAAUUCACGAUUCAAUACGUGCACCUGAUAUAAAUCGCGUAGCUGGGGAGACCUUCCGACCUCUUCAGAAAAAACUUGCACGCGGAGGAAUUACGGCCGACGGGCAAGAGGUCGAUAAGUUUCCGAAUUAAUUGUCCUCGCUUAACGCUGCGGCGCCCUUAAGGUGAUAUGAAAGUGUCAUACGUACGUACCAGAAAGACGGAAUAUUAAUAAAACUUUUCUCCAAAUGCAGCGAGAUUAUGAAAGCCCUAAGGAAGAACAUGAAAUUUCAUUUUUCGAAAAAAAACGUAUAUCUCGGCCAAGAACCAAACAAAAACAUUUUUUUUUUUAAACAUGAAAUUUCAUAAGCAUCGCAUUCUUCCUUCGGGCCUGUAUAAUCACGUGUUAAAGUUUCGAAUUAAUCGGUGCACCUAGUUUGGAAAAACUCGUUAUAAAUGUUUUGACGUAUUAUAUAUAUAUAGAAUUACUCUUUCAUAUCGCGCAACAAUUGGUACCGAUCUUUCGAUAAGACCUUGCCUUGCGGAUUUUCCUAUUUUCCCCCCUGGGAGCAGAUACGAAUCAUACAAUCGUAAAACACUUGUUCACAACGCCCCUUGUUUUGUUCGCGUUACGCAUUACUGGCAAUCCUGGAACAUGAAUUUGCAAUGUCUAUUUACACCACAUUGCAUCAACGGUGACAACGACGCGCUGAUAGGUAAACACGGUAAAUAAACGGCUUUUAAACAAUGUCUGGGAAAGUACAAGAUGUAAUACAAAGUCGGACAUUUUAGAAAUUGAGGAAAAACAAUGAGGAUAUAGUUGAUCGAAAGUGGAGGUUUUUAGUGACGCGGUUAAAGGAAGUAGGAGUAUUGCGCGUGGGUUAGUAAAAAAUAAGUGCGUCAGCAAAGAUUCACGUUAAUGAGAGAGAAAGUGGCCUCGAGUACAGAUAUUACACGACUUCCGAUGCGUAACUUUCACUUCCAGGAAGUGUCGGACCCGUUGAAAACUGUCAGGAACGAUUUCAUUGUUUGGAGCAGUAGGCGACCCUCCAUAGGUAAAUCGUAGGUACAUAUCAUUUGUUUACGCAUUCGGCUAGGGCAUAUCAAAGGGGACUUUUAGAGAUGACAUUGGACUCCAAUUCAUUUAUCUGAUACAGGUUUGACGGCAGUUAUCGCGGAAGUAACUGAGGCAGCGGUUAACUAACCACGUGGCUCGUAAAUAUUUCUCUGGCCACGUUCGCUCGUAUACGUGAUAUCUGAAUAAAAAACGCGUAAUUCAGAUCUGCCGGAUCUGGUUAGCGAGUUUGAUUACCGAUUAACGAUACAAGAGGGAUAUCUGGAUCGUAUGCCAUUGUCGGACGUGCACUCGAGUUCGAGGUACCGGAUGCAAUGUCCGUGCAUUAGGUGCAUAGAAUUUUCUUUCGGUUAACUUAGUACAUCGGAUUCACGGUUUCGAUGUGAGAUAUAUUUCCGCACAUUAGGUCGGUCUUAGAAACGGAGAUGUGUUAUUCAGGACGGGAAGAAAGCGGAGGAUCCUUCUGGUUCGGAGUCGUAAGGUGCCAUUAGGAUGAAGAAUACACGGCUUGGCUCGUUCUCCAUUUAAUGAGUCGGGAAAAUCUUAAUGUCAUCCUCGGCCGACAAAGGAUUUAUUGCUAGGUGGAAGCAACGUUCAAACGGGUCCUAAAGACCAUUUACGAGCUUUUAAUCCAACAUUUCGCCUUAUCUUCGGUAACGUAUGCAGACAUCGUCUAGUUAUCCACAUCCAUUCCUGCCGAAUGAUUAACUAUUAACAAGUGAUGAUAACAGAUAACAGAGAGGCCUGCGACGUCCCAAGAUGUUAAAACACGCACUCGGGUAUGCGAUGAGACCAGGACCAAACUUAUUUUCAAUUACAAUUAUUCUCUUUCUUGUAAAGGACUCGCUAUCAAGGUCGGUGGAAAGCGCCGAUUACGAUUUUGAAGAAGCUCACGUUGGACUUAUAAUCUCACCAGUAGUAUCUUCUAAUGAAGUCCGCCAGAUCGAGGUUUAUUGGCGCAAUCCGAAUUUUCGUUCGGGCGAUGUAAUUGCCCUUUUUGCUAGUGAUCCUUCGGAAAAUGUGCAACCCCUCUGGACGUAUACUCCGAAGACUCGAAACGGCAUUCAAAAGACCAGGAUUGAGGCGGAUUUCAUGCCCACGGAAAAUCUGACUUUCCAGCAACAGUGCUUAACGCAUUACGUGGCCUGGUUGCGAAAUGGGAUUAUUAAAAAAACAAAUUGUUUGAAGACUCGUCCAAAUUGGAUGCACGAUAGGAGACACUUUUUGGGACCUCUAAGGAUAAGAGAUGUUUUUUUGCCUGGAACUCAUGAUUCCGUAGCUUAUUCAAAAAUACCUGGGUCAAUAUAUGACACUUUAGUCACCAAGUAUGUUAUUACGCAGGAUGAGGACAUUCUCUCUCAGCUUAUCUAUGGUGUGAGGUACCUCGACAUCAGGGUAGGCCAUUAUCCGAACACCGAAGAGCUUUGGUGGGGCAAUCAUGGAUUUGUUCAGAUUCGCCCACUGCAAACAGUCAUAAAUGAUGUUAAAACAUUUCUCGCAAAUACACAAGAAAUCGUGAUAUUUGACAUUCACGAAUUCCCUAUAGGCUUUGGAAAAAAUCUAUCCAUUCAUCAUAAACUUGUUAAUUACCUGGAAAAAGAAUUGGAUGAAUACAUUAUACCCAAAAGUUACGGAUGGUCCAGUAAUUUAGACAAAAUUUGGUCUUCUGGAAGGAAACUUAUAAUUGGUUACGAUUUGCAAGCCAUAGUCGCAACAAGAAAUAGUGUCUGGACCUGUGUAACGCAUCAGUGGGGUAACGUUAGAACGGUUGGAGAUUUAUAUGCACACCUUAACAAAAUCGAAGCUCGUGCUCUAAGAUUUAUAAAUACUGUACCCAGAUCGGCAAUGGCUGAACUGACGCCGAACACUUGGGAUGUAAUAUUAGAUCGCUUGGGAGGUUUACGAAAAAUGGCAGAAGAAAUCAACAUUAAUAUUACAACCUGGUAUAGUACUCAGUGGCAACAUUCAGCUAACAUUGUUGCGGUAGAUUUUAUUAAAGGUUCUGGAAUCAUAGAAACUGCUAUAGAGUGGAACGAGAAAAGGUAUCAAUUUGCUGGGAACAGUACUAUUUCUCCUGUACGUAUUUAGGUAGUUACAUAAGAGAUAUAGGUUAAUCUAUGAUACACGAAAGAAUAUUCUUUGUGAUAAUAUUUGUACUUAUAAAAAAUAUAUUUUUUAUAAAAGCCUA
Orussus abietinus is the source of this 5649-nucleotide messenger RNA. Its product is annotated as PI-PLC X domain-containing protein 1. Gene Ontology annotation, biological process: lipid metabolic process. The record is from RefSeq and is a predicted model, not a curated record. Bases 4221 to 5549 code for a protein of 442 amino acids. Gene Ontology annotation, molecular function: phosphoric diester hydrolase activity. The transcript is spliced from 6 exons. Lineage: Eukaryota; Metazoa; Arthropoda; Insecta; Hymenoptera; Orussidae.